AUUGUAUUUAUGUAACGAUGCACGUUUUAAUUAAAAUUUGAAUAUGUACCUACAUAUUUUUCCAAUUGAAAACCAUUGUUUUCCAAGCUAAAUUUAUCAUGUUCUUUUCUCUACCUUUAUGUCUUAAGAAAAUAUUUAGGGAACCCAGGAACAUUUGGCUUUCAUUGACCUAAUAGAAUGGCAUGAAUGAAUGUAUAUUUUGAUGUACUUACUGCCAAGCAUCUUAAAAGUUAAAACGCAUUAGUUUUUGUAGUCCUAGUUCGAUUAAUAUAUGUACAUAUUUCUCUUUUUAGUUAGCAACGCACUUGCAACUUUCUACGCUUCGCCCUGGAAAACAAUCAAAACCAAUCCACUUUUACCUUCCUUUUGGGAUUAAACAUAAAUUAGUGAUAUCCUGCUAAUUGGCGUCGUGCGUGGCGUGGCGCGUUCUAGUAAAUGCAGCAAAGCAGAUCAAUCGAUCAGCAAAAAAAACUCAAAAACACGCGCCAAAGCAAUCUGGAUUGUACCGUUACAUCAUCAUAUGUAAGCGGAUCGAUCACAAUGGAGGUGAGUUUUCGAUUUUAUUUAUAGCCACUAAAACUGGCUCGAGCGGAAAGGAGAUGCUGGUAGACAUGGGUUUACAUACCGGAGAGAAGAGCAAACAGACGGACACUUUCUUUUAUCAAAUCCGGGGAAUCAUGCGGCACUGCACGCGUUCGCAACCCGCCAAAUUGGAUAUCAGAGACCGUGCCUGGCAUUUCUAUCACUUUCCUCGUCCAGAAAUUGGUUUGUUGUCUUCCAGAAGCGGUACGCGUAAAUUCGGGUAACGAAUAAAGCUAAUACGAGUUAGAAGCCGAGCACUUCCCAUGCUUGAGUGCUCCACAUUCUCUCUCUACCAGGUAAAAUAAGCACCACACGAUCUCCGGGCAGGAGCGGAUUAAGGUGUUAACUAUGAGGUGGAAGAAAGUGGGCCACGAAGGAUUAGGAAGUCAAUCAUCCACUCAUAUUUUCAAAAAUAUGUUUUUAAAACCAUAUUUGUGUCAAUAUAUGUGUCCAAAUUUUUAAAAUCUUUUGCCUGUUAUUUACUCAAUAAAUAAAUUAUUGCGGUUGUAGAGCUGCCUGCAUUUUUGGAAACUCCAGCCGACCCUGUACUCGGUGCAUGGGUUGUCGGGUUCUCUCAAUUAGCACCUCAGCAGCCCACUGGCCUGAUCCAUCCGACUAUGCCCCCAAAACUCGGGUCUCCAUUGGCUCAGUCUUCAUUGUGUCACAAACGCGAACGAACGUCUCUCUUGAUCGGUAGAUAAUCCGUAUCAGCUACGUUGCAGCAGCUCUAGCUCCAGCUCCCCGAGUGAAAACCGAAAGUGAUCCAUACGACAUCAGUUUAUCAUGUCUGCCGGUGGCCGUUCCUCGCAGCUAUUAGCCCUCGUGGCCAUCUUUUUCAGCAGCUACGUAGUGGGCAUCUACAGUGCGGCACGUGCCAGCAGUUUGGCCAUAGCUGAAGGUUCAAAAAUGAAAGAAUCGCUAAUACUGGGAAAUGAUACCCUCCUAGCGGAGUCGGACAACUCAAGCCUGGCACGCAGUGGUUCGCGGCAUCCUCGAUGGUUUCCCUUUUACACAAUUGGCCGCUUUUCCAACGAUAUAUGUAUAGGAAACAACCUGCUCCUAGGCACCUGCAUAAUCAACGGAGAGUGUACGGACAAUAGCGGGGUGGCAGCAGGCAGCUGCUCCUCCAUUACAGCCCAAGCCAUCUGCUGCAUUUAUCAAAGGACAUGUGGAGCAAGUACAACAUACAAUAACACGUACUUUUACAACAGCAAUUAUCCGGCUCCGUAUGCAGGCGGCGGUCGCUGUUCCAUAGUGGUCACUCCGCCGGAUUCGUCAGUCUGCCAGCUACGCGUGGACUUCCUUUCACUUUCGCUUGCUCCACCGACGGGCGAUGGAUUCUGUACAACUGAUGCCUUGACCAUCACUGGAGGAUCCUCGCAGGUGCCCAGCAUCUGUGGUGAAAACUCCGGACAACAUGUAUAUGUGGACUUCAAUGGAGUUAACCCGAUCACCAUCUCAGUAGCCACUUCUUCAAGUUACACAUUCAAUCGCAACUGGCAGUUCCAGAUUAGGAUGCUGGGAUGCUCGUCGGGCAGUUUAGCACCGGCCGGAUGCCUACAGUACUAUAUGCCAAGCAGUGGCACCUUGUCCAGCUUUAAUUACGUUUCGGCAGCUUCCUCGGCACUAAAUUCCAUCGGGGUCCAGGGCACCAGACAGUUAGCAAACACCAAUUACGGUAUAUGUAUCCGUAAGGCAGCUGGGAUGUGCUCCAUCUCCUAUAGCCAGGUCAGCUCCGAUACAUACUCCUUUACGCUGACGAAUGAUGUGGGUGCAGUCGAUCCUACUUUGCUGGCCACCUCGUCCGUUCAGAGUCAGGAUUGUACUACAGACUACAUCAUCAUUCCGUCACCAACACAAAGCGGAGUUGCGAUGCCCAGCGAUCGGUUUUGUGGAUUAGGACUGGUAACAACAACCUCUGCCGCGAAACCUUUCGUAGUAUACACAGUCACUGAUAGUAACGAGGAUAUGGACAUUUCGAAUCGCGGCUUUUACUUGUCGUAUUCGCAGAACGCAUGUCCAAUUCUGUAAAUAUGAUAUAAAUUAAAAAGACUUGAUAAUAAUAGCAUAAUUAAACGGUUAAGUAUAUAUUUAUGGGAAAGAAUGAGGCAUCCUGUAGAGAAAUUUAAACUCAACAUCUGGAAGAUAGGAACUUUAAUUAACAUUGGAAAGUAUCAAACAAUAUCCGAUUCAAACCAAUAUUCGUUAGGUUUGGUUUAAAUGUUUCGUGAAAGUAGCAAUUAGCAAAAAUGAUCUAAUGGAAAUUCAAACCUAUUCCAAGAAAUAAGUAUUACUUCGCGGUUUUUGUGACAAAACAGUUAGCAAAUUAAAUCGGAAA
Molecule: messenger RNA, 2920 nt
Organism: Drosophila eugracilis
Lineage: Eukaryota; Metazoa; Arthropoda; Insecta; Diptera; Drosophilidae
Exons: 3
Coding region: 1366-2613 (415 amino acids)
Source: RefSeq, a predicted model, not a curated record